Lathyrus oleraceus (garden pea) is the source of this 1908-nucleotide messenger RNA. RefSeq lists its product as uncharacterized. The transcript has 2 exons. The record is from RefSeq and is a predicted model, not a curated record. NCBI's taxonomy places the organism in Eukaryota, Viridiplantae, Streptophyta, Magnoliopsida, Fabales, Fabaceae. Bases 1 to 1908 code for a protein of 635 amino acids.
AUGACCGGAAUAUUUGUGGACACCUUGAAGGACCCAUUCUUUGAUAGAUUAGUGAGUAGUGCAACAUCCGACUUCACACAUGUAGUCACAAUUGGAGAUUGCAUAGAGAAAGGGUUAAGGGAUGGAAGGAUUCCAGGAGCUGUGGCAGCCCCUAGCGCACCGAAAAAGUAUUCUGGAGGCUUUCAGAAGAAAAGAGAAGGUGAAACAAAUGCUAUAUCCAUAGGCUAUAAGGGGAAGCAACAGACUUCAUAUGGCCAAGUCUCCGCCGUGGAGGGCCUUUUGACAUUGAGGGAGCUAAAACCGAUUGUUUUUCCAUAUCCACCCGGAUAUGAUGCUAACGCCCACUGUGAGUUUCACAUGGGAGCUCCCGGUCAUACCUUAGAGAAUUGUUUCGCAUUUCAAAAUCGGGUACAAGACUUAAUCGAAGCAAAGGUUGUCUCCUUCACUCCGAGAUGCCCGGACGUGAACACAAAUCCCAUGCCAACACAUAAGGAUGCUUUCGUCAGUGCCAUUGAGGAGAGUGAUCAAGAUAAAUUGAUCCGUAAGGUUGAAGAGAUUCAAACCCCUAUCGCCAGGAUAAGAGCACAAUUGCUGAAGAGUGGUCUAAUCCCGGAAGAGCUAGUUGUUGAAGAGAACAAUAAAAGGUUGAGGAAUUUUAUACAACAAAUGUUGGAUCAAGGCGAGUUACAGAUAAAUCGCCGUGUCAAGAAAAAGGGAGAGAAAGAUAUAGCCGUGGUGGACAUUCCUUACAAUGAGGUUAACGUGGAAAUACAUAUAUUCCCAUUGGUGAUAGAGUUUCCAGCACCAUUCGCGUAUGAAGAUGAGAAGGCGGUCACGUGGAUAUAUCAGCCCAGAGCUUUUAAGCAAGGGCAGGAAGACCAACCCUUGAGGAUCAACGAGCCAAACGUCACCUCGAUUGUAGGGCCGGCAAGAAUGACACGUAGUGGCCGAGUGUUCGCACCAAGAACUGCUGAUACUUCUGCAAGGGCUAAAGGGAAGGAAACUGUUGUCCAGAUCCCCGUCCCUAAUCAAGAAAUGCAAGACAUGCACCUGUCUCCUAAAGCUGCAGUCACUCGUGAAGAGGCCGAGGAAUUUCUGAGGAUAAUCAAGAAGAGUGAUUAUAAAGUGGUGGACCAGCUGAAUCAAACACCUUCAAAAAUCUCCAUGUUAUCUUUAUUGCUCAACUCAGAAGCACACAAGAACUCAUUGUUGAAGGUAUUGAACGCCACACAUAUCACAAAAGACAUAACGAUAGAACAGUUUGACGAUGUGAUAGCUUAUGUGACCACUGGAAAUUUUUUGGGUAUUAACGAUGAUGAACUGCCGGUCGAGGGAAAGAACCAUAACAAGGCCCUACAUAUCUCCUUGAAAUGCAUAGACACUAUACUAUCAAGGGUAUUAGUAUACACAGGUUUCUCACUGAACGUCAUUCCGAAGACAACUUUGAUAAAGCUACCAAUGGAAGGGAUAAGUAUGAAGCCCAACACCCUAAUCAUAAAGGCAUUUGAUGGCUUAAGGCGAGCAGUGAUAGGAGAGGUUGACUUACCAACCAAGAUAGGUCCAACUAUUUUUAAUAUCACGUUCCAGGUCAUGGACAUACAUCCCGGUUAUAGUUGCCUACUUGGGAGACCCCGGAUUCACUCCGCAGGCACCGUCACCUCUACUCUACAUCAAAAGCUAAAAUUCAUUACAAAUGACAAGAUGAUUGUGAUUGGAGGGGAGGAGGAUAUCUUGGUUAACCACUUGACAUCUUUCCGGUAUAUUGACGUGGAUGGCGAGAUAACUGAGACACCAUUCCAAUCCUUGGAGGUGGUAAAUAUGAUGGCCAUCCAACAGAAAUUGGAGACCCCGAAAUCAGGACCAUCCAUGGCCUCGUGGCAAGGAGCUAAGGUUGUGUAUGGAAAGUGA